Coniophora puteana RWD-64-598 SS2 is the source of this 966-nucleotide messenger RNA. RefSeq lists its product as uncharacterized. The coding region runs from base 1 to 966 and encodes 321 amino acids. The transcript has 4 exons. The record is from RefSeq and is a predicted model, not a curated record. Lineage: Eukaryota; Fungi; Basidiomycota; Agaricomycetes; Boletales; Coniophoraceae.
AUGGCGACCCUGCAGUUUCCUCUAGAUCUGUCGAAGCUAGGUGAAGACGAUGAGUUCGCUAGUCUCGACGCGGACUCCAGCGUCGCGCCGCCUCUCGACAGCAUAUCUCGCCGUAUCGCACAUAUCACACAGUUCAUUUCACCUCGCGGAGCCUCUUCCAAUGGUCCUCCCGAGAACAUACACGCGCCUUUCGUCUUCCGGGCAAAGCCAGACAGCCAGUGGGAUGGCAAGGACUCGGUCAUCUGCAAGGCUGGCUAUGGAAGGAAAUGCGCCGAGAAGCUCAAGAAGGAGGCGCGGAUCUAUAGCGGGAAGCUCUCUAGCCUGCAAGGUAUAUGCGUUCCGCGGCUCUAUGGCUCCUACUCUGGCCUCACUGAAGACGGUCGGCUCGCUGUGCUUGUUAUGGAGGACUGCGGUGAGCCGCUGACGAGACCGUUGGAGAGGCUUCCGCGCCGCGCGAAAAAACUGAUGCUCGAGUGCCUUGUCGAGCUCCAUAAAGCUGGUAUAGAGCAUGGCGGCACCAGGGAUCGAAGGAACAUCGUCAUACGUCCCUCAAAGACCGACGUUUGCGAGCUCAGAUUCGUCGGAUUUGGCGGUGCAAACCAUAGCCACGCGUGCGACGCGAGCUCCGAGUUCCUCAAUGAUGUUACUAGGCCUGGGCUCGAUCGCGUUGACUGUAAGGAGAUUUACCAGGCAUACAACGAGUCUGAGCUGUGGGAUAAGGAUCACAUCGUUUUCUAUAACAAGGAGGUACCGACUGACCAAGUUACGAAAGCGGAGGAUCUCUGGGAAGUCACCGGAGUGCUCGACGAGCUCAAAGAGCACGGAGGUCUUCGAGACUGGGAAGUGAGGAACGCGGCUCGGGAAGCGUUUAACAAUUAUUGCGAUUGGCGUCGGGAUGUUGAGGCCAGCGUUUAUGCGCUGUUUCUAGUUAGCCAUUGUGGGAUUCUCCUUCCUGGCUACAAAUAA